Messenger RNA from Paramuricea clavata, 1013 nucleotides. The record is from the annotation of a GenBank genome assembly. NCBI's taxonomy places the organism in Eukaryota, Metazoa, Cnidaria, Anthozoa, Malacalcyonacea, Plexauridae.
AUCAAUUUUUGAAAUAAGGGCAUUCAGUGAACAUUCCACACAUGAAAUUGGUUAUUCUGAUUCUAAUCUACCCAUGCACUCUGAUUUUUCAUUCAACCAAGCUGUACCUGCGGUAAGUCGUUUUGAUGACUUGAUAAAUAAUGUGUUGAAUACUGGCAAAUAAUGAUAAGAAAUGUAAACAUAUUAAAGGUGCCCUACAGUCCGUAUGUAAACAAAGCCUUUGUUUACAUUUUUGUGUCCAAAAUAUUGAGCUUUAUUCGACAACUAUUUAUAUUUUCAAGCUUCUAGAGUAUAAUAAAUGAUCAAGAAAAAACAAUCAGGCUUUGCAAGAACCCAAAACAUAGUUAAACUGUUUGUAACAUGCUCCUUUGUGCACAUGCGCAGAUAGGACUGUAGGGCACCUUUAAAGUCCAUAAAAAUUAGAUGUUAUUUUUUUUAAACUAAUGUCCAAAAUGUUCAUAAAAUAUACCCUAUUGUACCCUAUUGUUCAUAAAAUGUACCCUAAAAAUUUUGGCGAGAAAUUUUCCAGAAUGUAGAGAAUUCGUUGAAAGUGGAAGUGUAAAGUCUAAAAUUCUGCUUAUUUCAGAAACGGAUUAUAAGAGAAGGCGAGUCUUUGAGAAUAGGAUUAUAAAAGAGAGAACAUUUUUUAAGGGAUAGUAAGCAGAAGGCUUAUUUCACGAGAUGACUGUUACAGAGUUAUUGUGAGAAUUAUAAAAAGAUGGGGCAUUUUAGAGAAAUAUACUGCGAGAGAAGGCCUUACGUGAGAGGUGGACUUCAUGUCUUUAUUGUAUUUAUUAAAUGUUUAGGUUGCAAUGUUUCAUUGUAUUGAGCAAACGGAAGGUGAAGGUGGCGCCAAUUUAUGGGUAGAUGCUUUCCAUGCAGCAAAUCUCCUUUACGAAGAAGACCCAGAAUUGUUUCAAAUACUGGUCAAUACACCUGUGAUAUUUCGUAAUGUAACAAAGACGCAAGUUGGACACAUGUAUAAUGAGUCUCGUCAUUCUCUAAUCAGGUAA